Messenger RNA from Tetranychus urticae (two-spotted spider mite), 1578 nucleotides. RefSeq lists its product as uncharacterized. Lineage: Eukaryota; Metazoa; Arthropoda; Arachnida; Trombidiformes; Tetranychidae. The record is from RefSeq and is a predicted model, not a curated record.
AUAAAAAAAGUAUUGAAACGUUUGAAAACUAAUAUUUGCAAAUUUUAAUACAAUUUUUCGAGUCAUGAAAAUAACCGUGAAAUUAUUCCUGUUGAUAGUUUUACUGUCAGUCGAGUCAUUUGCCAUCGACUUUACAACUAUUCGCCAAAAUGAGAUUGUUGAUUACAUCAAGAAUAGGGCUGAUAUACUUUAUGGAGCCAAGUUGAGCGAACGAAACCUUCAGGAUUUGUUGAGCAGUGCUGUUUUCACUGGACUCGAAGAGGAAGCGACAACAUUUGCUUAUGGCAAAUCAGUUUAUUCUGACCCAAAACAAUCAGUGGAGGUAAACUCGGAAAAAACACUUAACAGCUUAAAUUCAUUGGUUUCUGAUUCAACAACUGAAUCUGUUCCAUUGAAGAUAUUUUUAACUUCAGAUUCACAAGGAACAAGAGAUAUUCAAAUGGGUACUCUUACUACUACUAAAUCAUCUUCAAGUAAACAAUCUGUUGGUGAUUUUGUUGUCACAAGUGUACAAUCGCAAAAUAACGAUAUAACUAAUCUGGAUGGUUCUAUUACUAUUAAUUUAGGAGGUUCAACUGACUCUCACAAUUUAACUUUAUUCAAAACUGUUUACAUUUCAGCAGAGAUCAAAAUCACUUCACUUGGCUCAGAAUGGGAUGAAAAUUUGUUGAAAAACGACGGUAAACUCAUUUCCUUAUUACCUUCAACCACAGGCUCAUUAUACACUGUUGAAUAUCAAUCACUGAUCCGUGAAUCGAUUCCAUCAAAUGAUGGUAACUUAUUCAGCGGUACUAAAACCAGUGGUACUGUUUUGGUACACAAAAAUGCAAAUGGAGUUUUAAGUCUAUCUGGUCGAAUAAUUUCUGGAAAAAUUGAACCAACAUUAGAAGAUCAUGCGGAAGAAUUGGUUGAUACAUUUUUAACUCUGAAUGGAGCUAAAUCAAGACAGUUCUUUAUAAAAGACGAUGGAAUGGUUUCCAAAAAGUCAAAUUCAAUCUCAGAACCCAUCAUAAAGAAAUCAUAUAUCAACUCAAAAUCAAAUAUGAUUUCUGGACUAGAUUCAUUUUUGGAUGAUCUUCUUGAACCCAUUGAAAGCUUGGUUGAUGGCUUAUUCAAUCCUCCCAGCUCACGCCAUGGACACAGACAUCAGACUAAGAAACCAUUUACGACAGAUGCACCAACCACAUCAACUUCAACGACACCCAAACCCAAACCAGAACCAGUAGUAACUACACCUAAACCAACUUUCCCUGAAUUGAGUUCACCUAAAUUACCUCCUCUGCCCAAAGGAACUACUGUCUCUGUUUGGAGCACAGAAAUAAUUCACUAAAUUGGUUCUUUCUGUUUUUACCUGUAUACAGAAAUUUUCCAGUAAUUAAGACUAAAUUUUCACUUGCUGGUGACGAACUACGGUUUGGUGACUUAUUAAAUUUGCAAACAAUUGAAUAAUUACUUAUUUCCAUUCUUUCGUCAUAAGAGUCAUUUUAUAUUUGCAGCUAUCACGUUGAAAUUACAUGUCCAAUCUAAAAGGAUUUGAGGUUUGUGGUAAUCUGUAUUAAAAGUUAUUAUCAACAUUGA